AUGGCACGUCAAGUUCUUGUUCUUGCUCUUAUCUUUGUUGCCAUAGCUGGGGCUUUCGCAGCUAAUAGUUCUGCACCUGCAGCCACCCCAUCAUCCUCUCCUUCAGGGAAGAACUCUAGCUCUGCAGCUCCUUCUGAGGCUCCUGCAGCAUCUGCUAAAUCUCCCAAUGCUUCAGCUUCUGCACCUACUGCUAAUGCUACAGCCCCUACCAACGCUAAAGCUCCUUCCACCGCGAAAGUCCCCACCAACGCUAAAGCCCCUUCCACAGCUAAAGCCCCCACCACCGCUGGAGCACCCAAGUCCUCUGCUAAAGCCCCCACUACCGCGGCUGCUCCCAAGUCUUCCGCUGCUGGCCCCAAAGCCUCUUCUGGCCCUUCUCCUUCCUCUUCUGAUGAGGGUUCCGCCCCUGAGGGUGCAGCUCCUGAGGGUGAUGCCUCCUCUCCUCCUGCACCUUCCAGCGAGGGCUCCCCAGCUGCUGCCGGUGGCCCAGCUGCAUCUGAUGUUCCCAGCAGUGAUACCCCUGCUGAGGCUCCAGCCGGCAGUGACGCUGCCACCCUGAAGGUCUCGGCUAUUGCUGGUGUUGCCACAGCUGCUGGAUUCUUCUUCUUGUCCUUCUAA
Hevea brasiliensis (rubber tree) is the source of this 618-nucleotide messenger RNA. Its product is annotated as classical arabinogalactan protein 6-like. The transcript has a single exon. The record is from RefSeq and is a predicted model, not a curated record. The coding region runs from base 1 to 618 and encodes 205 amino acids. Lineage: Eukaryota; Viridiplantae; Streptophyta; Magnoliopsida; Malpighiales; Euphorbiaceae.